ACUCGUGUUGGUGUUGCUGCGGGAACUAACGAAGAAUCACGUUUUCAUUUUCCGAUUCCUGUGGGUCGACGUCGCGGGGAACAGAGGUGAUGGACAUAACUGUUUUGUAUUUGGAACCUUUUGGUGAAUCACGUUUGACUUAACUUCACCGUUUGGGUUUUUGAAAGGGAAGAAACACAUAUCUUCAUCUUCAUCAUCAUCAUCAUUUACAGUUACAGAUCUGAUCUGCGUCUUAGUCAUACAUAUAGUGGAUCACUGCUUAUAUCUCACGACCUGAUAACUUUCAAGACAUGGAUGAUAGCUGUGCUGUGUGUGCUGAGACACUGGAGUGGACUGCAUAUGGACCCUGUGGCCAUAGGGAGGUUUGCUCGACCUGUGUUAUUCGUCUGCGUUUCAUCUGCACUGAUAAUCAUUGCUGUAUCUGCAAGUCCAUCUCCAACAUUAUUUUUGUCACCAAGGCUUUAGGAGAUUAUACAAGGAUGAUAAAUGACUUUUCAGUAUUUCCAACCAAUCCAAGAGAGGGUAAAGUUGGGUCAUAUUGGUAUCAUGAAGGAACACAAGCAUAUUUCGAUGAUGUAGAUCACUACAGGACAAUAAAGGCAAUGUGCAGGCUUUCAUGUGGAGUUUGUGAUAAGAUAAAUGACAAGGAAAGCAAAGGAACAAAGAUAACAGCUGAGUUCAAUAGCAUCGAACAGCUGGAAAGUCAUCUGUACCAUCGGCAUAGGCUGUUCAUGUGUAGUCUGUGCUUGGAAGGUCGGAAGAUAUUUAUAUGUGAGCAAAAGAUGUAUAAUAAGGCACAACUGAAUCAACAUUUAAAGACUGGUGACUCAGUGAUUGAUGGCAAUGAAUAUGAAAGAGGUGGGUUCAUGGGGCAUCCUAUGUGUGAAUUUUGCCAGAACCCAUUCUAUGGAGAAAAUGAACUGUACUCACAUAUGUCUAGGGAGCACUAUACUUGCCACAUAUGCCAAAGGCUGCACACUGGACAGUAUGAAUACUACAAAGAUUAUGAUCACUUAGAGAUACAUUUUCGUCAAGAGCAUUUCUUAUGUGAAAAUGGGGCUUGCGUUGAAAGUAAAUUUAUUGUGUUUGCUACUGAAACUGAGAUGAAGAAACAUAAUGCUGCAGAACACACAGGCUGUGCAUCUCUCUUCAGGCGCAAUGCUGUUCAUCAGGGCAAUGGGAAUGAUUGUCAAGGCAGAGAGCAUAGUUAUAAUCAUGAUUCAUUGGUCAAUCAACGUUUUUGGGCUAUUCAACCCAGUUUUCGGACAGUCAUUGAAGAAAACAUCAGUGAUGCUUCAUCAAGUGUGCAGAGAUUUAACAAAGUAAAGGCGAGUGACACUGAGUCUGAUGUUAAUUCUUUUGACAUAUUAGCUGCACUUCAAUCUGAGUCAUCUCUAGGAUGCAAUCAUGAUUUAGGCCAAACCUCUAGGAAUGGAAUGCUAGAAGAAUCAUCAUUUCCUCCUCUUCCAUCAGCUGCAAGAAGGAGUAAACAUAAAUUUAACAAUUGUUCAGAAGAAAGGAGGGAGAAAAAAAUGGCAGCUUGCCUUCGCCACCAAAACAAAAGAACUUCUUCUGGUCUUAGUUCUCAGGCUUGGCACACAACAAUUUAUCAACCUACCUCAUCAGGCAGCAGUUCUCACCAGUCAACUCUGGCAGCUGAUCCUGCAUCUCUGUCAUUCUCUGAUUUCCACUGUUUCUCCCGGAGCAAGUCGGCAACAGUUAAUGGAUGUAUUUCAUCUGGCCCUUCAGCCUCUUCUCAGGCUCCGUUAACUGCAGAUGUUAAAAUCAUGCCAGUUGAUGUGGCUAGUUCAUUGAGAAAUUUCAGUAGCACUAGUACGACCAACCACUCUGCUUCUGCUUCAAACCCGGUAGACACAGGGUCUUUGAGAAAAUCUACUAAAUUGCCUCCCAUUUCAGUUACUUUGAAUAACGAGGUUCAGUCAAGUGGUCAGCUGGUGCUGAAGGGAGAAGAUGUUCAGAAAGCCAAUAAGUUGCUUUUGGAAAAAAUUCGUGCCACUGUAGGUUUUGAUGAUAAUAAGUUAAUUGAUUUUAGGAAAGCAUCUGCUGGUUUUCGACGAGGAUCAAUGAAUUCUGGGGAAUUCCUUGCCAAGGUGCAUGAAUUUGGCUUGUCCCAUCUUACUCUUGAGCUAGCUAGACUCUGUCCUGAUGCUCAGAAGCAAAAAGAACUCAUUGAAACUUACUACUUAAAUGCGAGAAGUUGUCACGAUAAAGUUCAUUUGUGCAAUGACAGUGGUCAGCCUAAAAAGCAAAAGAACUCCAGAAAAGGUAAGGAGAAAUGUGGAGAGGAUGGGACAAAUUUUAAUCUGAUUGAUAAUUCUAUAAAUGGCUUGAGUAAUUUGCAGUUGAAGUGUAAGCCUUCUGAUAGGGAAGUAAAUGUUUUAUCAGAACAUGAUUAUUGUUGUGACAAAGGAAAGUCAAAGGUUUCAGUUGAUGAAGAUGAAAUAGGCAAUUCAUCUUCUGCUAGACCAUCAAGGAUGGAGAAACGGAACAAAAAUGUUUCUCAGUCAGCUGGGGCUGGUGGUGGUUCAAAACAAAACCUGGGGACUGGAGCAGGUGGUAACAAGCAGCAGCAGAAGAUGCCAAAGUUCCUAAGGAAACGUCUUGGCAAUGAUGAUGCUGCCGUUACAGACCUUGAUGAUUACGAUCCUGUUUCCAGUAAUGUACAAGAAAGAUCAAAUGGAAAUAAGGAGCCUCCUAGGCAGCUGCCAGUUCGUGGAGUCUGGAGGAAUGGAGGAGGCAAGAGACUUGUUGCAAUGACACAGGGUAAACUUACAAUUACAAAGUAGUUGUUUGGUUUUAUGAUCAGUUUAUGAUGUUGAAAAUGCCAAAUUGUAUGUUAUUACUUUUUAUCCCCCUCCCAACUCGGCCUUUGGUACACAAUUAACCUUUCUAUUUCUCCCUCCCUAGUCUAAUUUUUUUUUUUUUUAAAAAAA
Messenger RNA from Gastrolobium bilobum, 2954 nucleotides. RefSeq lists its product as uncharacterized. Lineage: Eukaryota; Viridiplantae; Streptophyta; Magnoliopsida; Fabales; Fabaceae. Bases 291 to 2807 code for a protein of 838 amino acids. Gene Ontology annotation, molecular function: ribosome binding; ubiquitin protein ligase activity. The transcript has 9 exons. Gene Ontology annotation, biological process: protein ubiquitination; rescue of stalled cytosolic ribosome. The record is from RefSeq and is a predicted model, not a curated record.